AUGGAUUAAAUAUCAUUGUUCGUAUUUCAAUACCUUCUCCCUGCUUUAAUUCAACAAAAAGAUUUAAUGGAUUAAAUUGUUAGAAAAUCUUCUUUCCCUCAAACUUCAAAUAAUAUGCAACCAGUUGAGUUCAAUUUUGCUGGAAUAUCAGAUAAAGAACAAAUCAUUAUGAAUUAAAAAAUUUAUUUUUGGUAUAAACUAUAAAUGCCCAAAUAAUUUAUGUAUAAUCGUAGCAUAAGUAAAUUAAAAAGUGCAGAUGAAGUAAACCUAUUAUUAUCUAUGAAUCUUAAAUAAGACAUGUAAUUAGAUUAGAUAAAUAUCCAUAAAAGAUGUUCAAAUAAACGACAAUAAAUAUCUAAAUAUAAUUAUUACUUAGACGUAAUUAAUAGUUUGGAUUUGCUGAUAAUCAUGAAUUCAAAAUUUUAACUUACUUAAGAGUAAGAUCCUCAAGAGAUUACAAUCUACAUUAUAUUACGAUAAUCAAUUUCAAAUUAUUGUGAUUUAAUGGAUUUUUAGUUUAUUUUACCUUUUCAUUAUGAUAUUUAUGAAAUCUCUCUCAUAGCAGACUUUCGAACUAAAUCGAUGCUUUUGAAUUUACUAACAAUUUUUUAAUUAUUUUACAUUACAAAUUUAAUAUUUGAAAUUAAUAUUAUUAAUUUACUAUUUAUCAAUUGUAUUUAAGAUUUAAAAUAAGACAAAUGCCAUUAAAGCUGUUAAGAAUGUGAUGGCCCCACUAAGUAUCAUUGCUUAACUUGUUCUGAAGAAUAAAAAAGAAUAUAUAUUCCAGAAUUUAAAUAAUGUGCUUGUACAUACGGCACAAUUGAUUAUAAUAAUGAAUGCAUAGAUUAUAUGGAUUAAAAACUAUAGUUAAAUCUUUAGUUUAAUGUCAAAUAAACAAAAAAUUUACAUUGUAAAGUAGGUUAAUUUGAAUUUAACGGAGAUUGUAUGAAAUGGUAAAUAUAUUCUGUAUUAUUGUUUAGCCCUUAAGGAGUCUACAAAGAUUUGUUAAUAUGCGUUGAAUGUUUUUAAAAUGUAGGUAAGUGGAGCCAAGCUCCAAAUUGCAGAGAUAUUUUAGAAUUAACUUAAAUAUAUGGUUAAUAUCAUGUACCUGAGAUCAAUAAUUUUUAUUUUUAUGAUUCUUCUGAUCUAAUCUCUACUUAUAUUCCUUUUUCUGACAGUAUUGGCAUUAGUAUUCAAGAUGAGUUUCAUUUGUAUUAACAUUUUAGAUACAGCUCUUAAAUUUUCCUUUCUUUUUGUAAUCAAAGAGAAUCCAGUAUGUAUGAUUAACAUUUAUGUUAUGAUUGCUAAAUCUAGUAUUGUUUAAGUUGUGGUUUAACAAUAAAUGAUGAUUUGCUUUGUUUAAUAUGUGAUGAUUAAAGUGAACUUGUUAAUGGUAAAUGUAAACGUAGGGAAACUUUUACUUAUGCAUCAUGUUUACCACCAUAUUAUGCAUCAUAUUCUAGAGAGUGUAAGUUAUGCACAUUGGAAAAUUGCCUAUAUUGUUUUGAAUUCAAACGCUAUUAUUCUUAUUUUGACAUUAGUAUUGAACUUGAAGAUUUAACUGAAAAUUACACUGAGACACAGAUUGGUUGUAUGUUGUGUGAAACAGACUAUAACUUUAAUUUCAAACUUGGAAUAUGUUUAAAAAAUGCUUCAUCAAUCGAGAAUUGUGUAAUAUCUGUUACUAAAUUAACAAAUGAGGAAAUAUGUUUAACAUCUUCCUUAGAUAAUUUCCAGGUGUCAAGAGAGAUUAAUAGUUGCAAUUUGUUAAUAACCAAUUGUUAAAUCUGUUUUCUUGAUUACUAUAAGAAGUUAACCUGCAUAACAUGUAAAUCUGGUUAUAUAUUAUUUGGUGGAGUCUGCUAUGAAGGUUAAGAAUAAAGUGCCUCCUAUUAAAUUGAAUUCUGGAGUUUGAAAGUAACAAGUUUUUUAGUGAACAUUUAUUAUAAUUAUAAUUAUUAAGAACCCCAUAAAUUAUAUCCAUGCGGAAGUUUUUGUAAAACUUGCAAGCUCUCAUUGGGAGAGUAUUAUUGUGAAGAAUGCUAUUUAUCAGAAGGAGAGUUAUAGGUAAAUGACAUAAAUUACAUGUGUUAAUAUUGUUCUCCACUUUGUUAAUAUUGCAUACGACGAGAUACUUUAGAAUUAAAAGUAAAUAUGUAUUGAUGAUAAUUAGAAAAUGGCACCAUUUCUUUUACCCAUAUAUUAUUUAUCCAAAUAUACAAAGAGUUGUUUGUUCCCUUUUUAAGAUCCUUUUAUUAAUUACAACCCCUAUUUAAAAACCACCUAAUAUUGUUUCGAAGGUGAUUGCAAUAAUGAACUAACUUAUGAAUUUAUUGAAGACAAUUGUUUUUUUAAUAGAUUUCCACAAAACCUAGAUAACCUCAUAUUUCAAGCAGAAUAUUUGAAUAGUAUUGGAGUUGUUUCUAUGACCAUCAUUAUUAGGAUAAAAAUAGAAGAUGAAUAUUGUAAUCUCAUGCCUUCAAUAAGAAUAAGCGCUUCCUUGAAAUUUGAUGUGUUUACUUUAUAAAUUAUACAUUUUAAACUUCUAGCAACUUAUCCCUUUUACUUACAACUUUAGAAUUCGUUUUACAUCGAAGAUUUCGAUUCCUUUACAAUGAUUGACUAUGGAAUUGUUUUCACUCACUUCAAUAUGUAGGAUCUUAAUAUCAGUAAUAGUUAUAAUUAAGUAAAUUUCACAUUGAUAAACAUUACUAUAAAGGAUAGUAUAAUUGAAAAUUUUCAAUCCUUAUUUAAAACAAAGAACUUUGGUUACGUAGAGUUAUAAAAUAUAACUAUAAUCAAUACUAACUUUAUUAAUUCUUCGCUCUUCAAUUUUAACGCAUUUAACUUAAUUGGGAAUAUUAGAAUCGAUUAAUUACAUUUAUUUAAUUGUAAUUUUACUAACUCAGUAUUGUUUGAAUUUUCUUACAGCCUCUUGUAAUUUAAUGAACUUAAUAAUAAGGAAUAACAAAUUCCAAAAUUCAGAUUUGUUUCGAUUUUUUUCUGAAUUUUAAUCAAGUGAUCUUUUCAUAAGGCUAGACAAUAUACAUAUUGAAUCUAAUGAAGGAUUAAUUACUCUAAAUCAGGUCAGCUAUUUGUUCAAAAUCAAUGGCAAAACUAUUAUUUUGAAAAACUUUUCUAUAUAUUAAACUAAAAAGGUUUACAUUCUCUAUUUCUUUGAAAGCCAGGAUAUAGAACUAGAAAACUUUAUUUUUGAGAAUUCUGAAAUUGAAGAAAAAAUAUCAGUCUCAACAAACUGCUUUUAAAAUUCAAAUUUUAAAAAUCAAAUAAUAUCAAUAAAUGGGUUUAAUAAAGUUUCUAUAUCUGAUUUUAAAAUAAAGCAUAUAUAAAGUAUAGAUGAAUCAUUAAUUAAAAUUAUGUCUAGUAGCUAAUAUUUCUAAGAAUAACAAGGUUAAAUAACAAUAAUAAAUAUUGAGUUUUAUGGAAAUCUCCUACAAUCGCUGAAUUCAAUAAUAUAUUUUUCACUUCUUACAAUAAUUUCUGAUAGAAACCUCGAUAUUCUAAUUAAAAAUGCAAAAUUUUAAAAUAAUAUUAUGCAUGUCUAUAAUGAAAAUUCUUUAAAGGAUUCAGCAGCAUUAUUAUACUUCUCCACUUUAGCAAGUACAAUUCAUAUAGAAAAUUUAGAAUGCAAACAUAAUGCAAUUACAAACUCCUCCAAUUCAUUUAUUCACGUUGAGUCAAAAUCUUUGAAAAUGAUCAAUAUUUAGGUAAAAUAUCAUAAUAUUCUGCCUUUUAAUAUUUGGAAUAAUUAUUAUAAUUUAAUCUAAGUGAGUUAAGAUUAGAUUUAGUCUCUAAUUAUGUAAAUAUUUUAAAUUAAAACUAUUGGAGGUGCAGCAUAUAUUUAAACCUCUAAUUUUAUAUGUAUCAACUCAUCUUUUGAGGAAAUACUGACUGCAAAAAUAUCAGUAUUUGAUAUUGUCUCUUCAAGCGAUGGAAUAAUAAAGAUGUAAAAUCUAUCUGUUUUCUAAAUAAGAAAUACACUUUAGGAAAAAAUUGAAAGUGCAGGAUGCUUAAGUGUUAAUGCGAUAAAUAGUUUAUUAAAUCUUCAAAUUCAGAAUGCUAAAUUUUAGAAUAUUCCUAAUAGGAUGUCGUCUUCCAUAAUAACUAUAAAUCCUUCAUUACUUUAAAAUAAAUUGCUAUUCUAAAAUAUGUCAAUAAUUAAUUGUGUUUCUUUAAUAAAUUAGAUUGUUAAAGUUUAAUUUAUAACCUAAGCCAAUAAAUAAAAUUCAAUAUCUUUUAUGGAUUUAAUGAUUUAUCAAAAUUUAGAAUCUUGGGUAAAUUUAUUUUAGAAUAUUGGAGCUUUGUCUGAAUCUGAAAUUCAAGAAAUAACUCAAAACAAUAACGCAAUGAUAUAUUUGGAGAAUUGCGAUGUUACUAUAGAAAAUCUUUUUGUUGAAGGGAUGCUUUUUUCUAGUGUUAUAAAUUUAAAUAACAUAUUAUCUAAGAAAAUCGGAAUUAUUUUUUGUUAUUUUAAAAUUUAAAAUUAACAAAUUUAAUUUAAAUUUAUUAAUAAAUACUUUGAACUUUUUCAAUGGUUCAUUUAAUAAUAUUUAGAAUAUUUACUCAUAAAAUCUCAUAGUAAUUAAUUAGACAGCAUAAGAAAAGCACUAAAUUUCUUUAAGAUCCUUAACUUUUCAAAGAGGAUCCAUGUAUAUUGCUAAUAAUUUCUCAAAUUAAGAAUACGUAUAUAUAUCAACCAAUUACUUCAUGUCUGGUUGUUCUAUAUCGAAUUUUUCAGUUCCGCAUUUAUAGAGAAAUUACUUUUACAGUAAUAUAAUAUAGCUCUUAUAAUUAAACCAACAACAAAUCUCGAUAUUAUAUGUUAGGAGCUCGUCAAACUUUGAUGUUUUUUUUUUCGAUAGGAUCAAAUUUAUAAAUAAUAAUUAUUCUUCUAUUCAGUAGGGAAUUGUCUAUUUUGAUGAUAUUAAUUUUAAGAAAUUUCUUAUUUUUAGAUUUGAUUGUCAAUAUAAUCUUAUCAAAAAAUAUGGAUGUUUGAAUAUGAUAGGAAAUUAAAAUGCUUCAAAUUUAGUUGAAAUCAAACAUUCAAAUUUUAUUUAAAAUCUUGGAACUUAAGGAGUUGCAAUAAAAAGUAGUAAUAUUCUAUUAAAGUUAAUCCAUUGUAAUAUUAUUUCUAACAUUGCCCUUACUUAAGGUGGAGGUUUAUACAUCCAACUCAAAUCUAAAAAAAUUAUAAUCUCCAAAACUGUUAUAAUUUAUAAUAAAGCUCAAGAAGGAGGAGGAGGAAUUUAUUAUGAUUAGGAUAAUAAUCUCUCAACCAAAACCUCAGUUUAGACUUUCAUAUUUUUCAAUCAGGCUGAAGUAUAUGGAAAUAAUCUAGUUGAAAACCCGAGUUAUUUGUCAUUAUACAUUAAUUAAAAAGCAAUGUCUGCAGUAGAAUCAACGAUGAAUAAUAUAUCAACUAGCAUUCUUAAAAUUAGCCCAUACUUGGUAAUGGAACAAGGGAUUAAAAAGUAAACUGAAAUACUAAUGAUACCCAGUACUUAAGUAAUCGACACGUAUUAAAUAUUUUUUGUCAAUAAGGCUAUAUACUUAACAUACAUAAAAAGUUUGAAUAUUUAUUUCAAAAAUAGCAAGGGAGAAAUACUCCAAAACAUGUACAAUUCAACCUGUGAAGUUGCAGAUUUUAUUGUAACAAAGGGGAAGGAAGAAAAAUAGUAAUCUACUUCAAUUCAGCACUUGCAGUAUAAUAUAGAGAAUAAUAACUUUGAACUAAAUACUUUAUCUUUUCGACUUGAUCCAUAUUAAAAAGAGACUCGUUCCUUAGAAAUUUAAAUUUUUUGCAAGGCUCAAUAAUCACAGAAUGGUCUUAAUUAUAUCAUUAAGGCAACAAGUUUUAAAUGUUAGUUAGGAGAAUUUUAUAUCGAAGAAGGUUGUUAGACAUGCAAAUCUAACCAAGGAUUUUAUAGCGUAACUUAUGAUGCAAUUAAAUGUUCAAUUUUUGAUAAAACUAAAUUUUAAAACGUAACUUCCAAUAUGAUAAAUUUGCAAAAGGGGUAUUGGAGACCUAAUUACCUAUCCGAUGCCACAGAGGAAUGCUACAAAAAUACAGAAUUUUGUUUAGGAGGAUGGUAAGUUGGAGAUAGCACUUGUAGUUAAGGACACAUUGGUGCACUAUGCGAAAUGUGUGAUUUAUAUAAUAUAAAAGGAGAAGGGUAGUUUUUUAGAAAUUAAUAAAAUUAAAAUUGUGUUUCAUGCUUAAAUGAGGAGAGCAGCAUCCUUCCUUUUUUAUUUGCUUUAUUUUAGUAGAAAAUUUUAUUAUCUUUAGAGCUUUAUUAUCAAUUUCCUUAUCACUGAAAAGUAUCAACAAAUCAAAUGCUUUAUUCAACUAAAUUACAGUUUUUUAAAAAAGGUUCAGCAAAAUACUAUUUAAAUUAAUUUAAGGUAAUUUAAAUUUAUAAUUAGAUCACGAAGGUAUUUUAAUUAAGAUUUUAUUAAAUUACUUAUGGAUAUUUUCUUCUAUAUUUACUUUUAGCAUAAAGUUUUCAUUUUCUAUCUUCUUUAUUGAAUAAUCAAGUAAUAGCUUUUAUUUUAUGGUAAAUAAUUUAGAUUGUUAUUUAUCAAAUUUAUAAAUACAUUUAAUUUAUGCUUAAAUUAUUUUUAUACUAUUAUUAAUGCUGCUACAAUUCUAUUUUAUACUUAUCAUUUCGUUUAUUUAUUUUCAAUUAUCAUCAAAAUAAAUGGAUAGGAGUAUCAUUUCGAAUACCCUACUUUGCUUAUAUGUUUUUAAUUAUGGGGGAUUAAUCAAAUUGUAAGAAAGAUUUAAUAAAUUAGGUUAUGUUCUAAAUUGUCUGUUAGAUAAAUAUCAAAUAUUGAUUACAUUUAAGGGGAUGUUUCAUUAUUAUUUGAUAGCUAGGAACACUACUUGUGGGUUUAAUUUCUUAUCAUACCACUAUUACUAAUUUUUGGCUGCAUUAUUCCAUUUUCAUUAUUUUUAUUGAUGUUUCGAAAUAGAUCUAACCUAGAUAAGAUAAAAUUUAGAAAACAUAUCUGCUAUUUAUUUAAUGAAUACAGUGAAAAGACAUAUUUUUGGGAAUAGAUUAAGUUGAUAUAGAAGACUUGUAUUAUACUAGUAAUAACUAAUUUUGAAAAUAAUGUGUUAUUAAAGACAACUUUAUUAGGCAUUUGUGUAGAAGCAUACUAAGUCUUAGCUAUCAAUAAUAAACCUUAUAUUAUUUCGAAAUUUAAUAACUUAGAUUUAUAAUCAGGGUAAAUUUGUUUAAUAGCCAUUUUUCUUGCAGCAACCAAAUAUGAAAGUUAGGUUUUGCAAAAUGAUUUUUUUUCAAUGUUCCUUUAAAUCAUUUUGAUUUUAUUAUUAAUUCGACUAAGUUUUCCUUUUAUUAAAGACAUUUUAAUUCUUUAUUCAAAAAAAUAUUAAUUACCAGUUUUGACGAAACUCCAUUCAGUGCUGAAAUAAUCAAAUAUAAAUUUGUUUAAAAACAUUGGAAUUUAUGUGGAUUAAGAAUUUGAAAAAAGAAAAAAAUUAUAAAUGAAUAUUCAAAAAAUGAAAUUGAUUUUAUAAAGUAAGUAUGGAAAUGGAAAAGAAAUGUAAUAUUCUUAUUUAUUAUAAGAUCUUUUACCAAAAGACCUAUUCUUAAAUCAAAUACAUAUAGCAAGACAUCUUUUAUUGAGAUUAACAAUCAAUAAUAAUUUUGA
Molecule: messenger RNA, 7695 nt
Organism: Paramecium octaurelia
Lineage: Eukaryota; Ciliophora; Oligohymenophorea; Peniculida; Parameciidae
Source: the annotation of a GenBank genome assembly